CCCAAUAUUCUCUAUCAAGAAACAGAUGAAUCUAUAAAUCUAGCGCUAGUCGACUUUGAUUGGGCGGGUGAGGCUGGCAAAGUCUCUUAUCCUUCCUUCUUAAACAUUCAAAGUGUCAAAAGACAUCCUGAUGCAAGAUCUGAUAAGGUUAUUACUCCAGAGCAUGAUAUUUUUAGUUUAAAUACAUUCAUGAUGGAUUUGUAA
Molecule: messenger RNA, 204 nt
Organism: Ambispora leptoticha
Lineage: Eukaryota; Fungi; Glomeromycota; Glomeromycetes; Archaeosporales; Ambisporaceae
Source: the annotation of a GenBank genome assembly